Trypanosoma brucei brucei TREU927 is the source of this 1827-nucleotide messenger RNA. RefSeq lists its product as hypothetical. NCBI's taxonomy places the organism in Eukaryota, Euglenozoa, Kinetoplastea, Trypanosomatida, Trypanosomatidae. Bases 1 to 1827 code for a protein of 608 amino acids. The record is from RefSeq and is a predicted model, not a curated record. The transcript has a single exon. Gene Ontology annotation, molecular function: protein binding.
AUGACGGAAAAUUCACUCUCCACGACCAUCACAACCGAUGUCAUAAAGCGCAUUUGUGUCAAGACUGGAUUUUACCGCAACCCAGUAUGUAAUGAAAAGCUUUACCUGCACAAUAAGGGAUUUGAUAGUAUUGAAGAGGGUGCCUUUGAUCCUUACACGGAUGUGAAGGUGCUUUGGUUGGAGGGCAAUGCCUUCACUGUUAUUCAUUGCGGGAAAGAUAGCCAACCAUGCAAUGUGCAGGCGGAGGGGCAGGGUGCAGGAACUGAAGAAGAGGUGAACGCGUAUACGGAAGCGAGCGCUACUGACACGACACAGGUUAUGUCCAAAAGUGCCCACUUGGAUUGCUGUGCGGACUGGUUGGAAAGAUCUCAGGUGGAUUCCUCGGGUGCUGCAGGGUGCGUGAGGUCGGCAGAAUAUGGUAUAAAUAGUAAAACCGAUGGCGCCGCGGCGCUUGCUUUUAAGUCGACUGCCACCAAGUCGUCAUGUAACGCGGGAAGGGCCACCAAGGACGUGUUUCAAUCUCUCUACCCGACGCUGCGCCAGUUGUAUUUGCAUAACAACGCAUUGCGACGUAUGCCAGACUUAAGUUCGUUUCAGUUUCUGGACUCCGUUAACUUAUCCAGCAACUGUAUUCGCUCUGUCGAAGUCUCCUGUGCGCCUUUCGAUAAAAAGGCUGCGCAAUACGAGGAGGAGCUGACCACGAAGGCUAAUGCUAUUGUGGCCAACUCCAAGAGCAUGCAGCGCGAACUGAAUAGUUCUCCCACCGGGGGGAAGUUGUUGCAGCAGCAAUCCGACGAGAUAACCGAGGAUGCCACCGGCAGUCCAGAAGUAACGCAAGAAGAAGGGAUACAUAUCAAUGAAAAGGUUAGCGGUGACGGUUGUGAUGUCGGAAACGCAGUUAAUGACCCCGGGAGGGAUGGGAACUUGGAGGCAUGGUGCAAACGAUUGGAUGCAUAUGCCUCCUUCUGUCCGCAUAAACCACUGGAUCCGCUAGAAGAUGGCAAACCUCUUAGUGAGGUCCCUGACGAGUAUCGCACUCCCUGUAGUUCCCUCCGUACACUAAAUCUAGCUUGUAAUUAUCUCACCGCAGCGAACGACAUAAUUCAGCUACUGUGCUACAAGAACCUUUCGGUACUGGACCUCAGCAACAACCAACUUGCCGAUGGUGAGGCAGUUCUUCUCGUAUUGGAGCGAAUGUAUCGUCUGAGGGCCUUGAAGCUGUCUGGUAAUCCCCUCGUGAGAACCAUUCCGCGGUAUCGAAAGACCGUACUCGCGCGCUGCAGCAAAUUGUUUCAUCUGGAUGACCGACCAGUUUUCGACGGUGAGCGGCGCCUUGUAACGGCGUGGGCCCGUGGAGGAGAUGAGGCCGAAAAAAAGGAGCUAUUACUGAUGAAACAAGAGGAGAGAGACCAACACAUGAGGCGCCUCCGGGAGUUCCGUGAAACACUGGGGCUCGCCGCUCACGGGGGCUUAGGAGCGUCCGAAACGGUCAGACUCUCGGCUUCUGGAGCACAUGUGGAACGUUACAACGAUCAAGGGCGGGAUAAUCGAAUCUUUAUUGAUAAUGACAAUGUUGGAAACAUCAACGACGAUGCUGAGCUGACAAGUUCAGAAACUGGUGAAGAAGACAGCAACGAGGCGGUGGCUAAUGGAACCAACAACAAUCGACGUGCUUCCGGGAAUGAUGCACCGCGGGCCUUUACUUCAAACACCUCUCACGAAGGCAUCAGUGAUCCUGAGAUGUGGCGAGACGUAAGUGUGACCAAUUUCACCGGUAGUGACGACGAGGAUGACGACGGUGAUAUAUUUAUCCCACCGAGAAACUGA